Molecule: messenger RNA, 612 nt
Organism: Blastocystis hominis
Lineage: Eukaryota; Bigyra; Opalinata; Blastocystidae
Exons: 2
Coding region: 1-612 (203 amino acids)
Cellular component (GO): mitochondrion
Molecular function (GO): GTPase activity
Source: RefSeq, a predicted model, not a curated record
AUGACAAAAGCACUCAACACGGUGAAGAAACUCUGCCACAAUGUUGAUAUCAUGGUGGAAGUCCGAGAUGCUCGAAUUCCUUUUUCAUCCAUCAACACUGAAGUAGAAAAGUCUUUGGCCAACAAGCCUCGACUUAUUUUGUUACAUCGAAGUGAUCUCAUCUCAAAGCAAGAUCAGCGAGCUCUCCUUGAUUAUUACAAACGAACCAAUGACCACGUUUUACUCACCUCCACCAAAACGAAAAUGAAUAUGAACGCAAUCGUUCCGACUCUGAUGUCUAUCAAGCAAAAGCGAUUUGUCUCUGUGGGAAGCUAUUUCGCGGUUAUGGGAAUACCAAACGUGGGAAAGAGCAGCAUUAUCCGGCACAUCCAAAAAUCCUCGUUGGAUUUCCGAAAGAGUAGCUGUACACGGUAUGGAAUUACCGGCAGAGAAGAGUCCACACGUUGGAGGCGUUCCUGGCAUCACCAAACGCGUUGCUUCGACCAAAGUCCACAACGAUCCGGAUGUUUACAUGAUCGACACGCCUGGAAUCUUUCUGCCGAGCGUCUCCGACCCAGAAGUGGGAAUGAAACUGGCGCUGUGUGGAUCUGUGAAGGACAGUGUUGUGGGUGA